This is a messenger RNA of Paraglomus brasilianum, 756 nucleotides long. The record is from the annotation of a GenBank genome assembly. NCBI's taxonomy places the organism in Eukaryota, Fungi, Glomeromycota, Glomeromycetes, Paraglomerales, Paraglomeraceae.
AUGAAUAAUUUUGUACCUGAACGUGGGUUUAACAAAGAAAAUUUCAAAGGAAGCUGCUUGAUAGUGCCUGCAGUUUCAAUUGGAAACGUCCCUCAGUUGGCAGUAGAUCUCUUAAUCACAACACUAAACCUCAAGCGCAUUGGGUUUAUCGAGGACGACAGUAUUGUCUCCGUUUCCGGCGCUCGGGAGGACGUAACUGAAGGCACCGGAUCUUCCGACCAGCAAUUGACGGUUAUACAACAGCGUGCGCCUGCUCACAAGGGGAAAUGGCAUCAAUAUGCACGCAAUUUGGUUACCUUUUUUAAAGAAUGUCAAUUUUCUAGAAUGAUAUUGCUGGCUAGUGCUGAUGCCGCGCAGCGAAGGGAUGUGCAGUUGACUGGCGAUUCCUUUCGAAUACUUACGACAGAUAACUUAUCACCCGAUGUUCAGUCUCGCAUAUCGUCACUUGAUAUUAAGACUCUUGAGACUCCCAAUGUUGAGGACUAUAUGAAGCCUCAAGCAUAUGAUGGGUAUCCUCGCAUUGUUGGCGGUGGAUUUUCCAACUAUUUGUUGAGUCUUUGUAAAAAGGAAGAAAUUGCUUUGAUAGUAUUGAUAUUAUUUGCUAUGGAAGGAGACAACGCGCAAGAUGCGACUCUCACGGCAAGCAAACUUGCUGCACUGCUAUCGGAUCAAGGGAAAGAGAGUGCAGUGAAUUGGAUACGACCACGCAGCUGGAAUGGGCUGUUUGGUAAACCAUUUGAACAGGAGCUGUAUUGA